AUGGAAAACGCCGGCCAGGAGGGCCCGGUCAUCGUGAAAGAGGGCCUCUUCGGCAUCCACGCGGAGCUUCGAGGCCCAUCCGGGACGUCUCGGAAGAUGACCUUCCCCAUCUACAGUGGCAUGGCCUACGUGUCGGCCUUUUACGAGGGCGGCUUCACGCCGAAGAUCACCUCCCAAAGGGCCUUGCUGGGAGUCGAUCCGAUCCAGGAUGGUGUCUGGCGCCUGACAAACAACGGUGGCCGUGAGUUUCGCCUCUAUGCCAUCCGGUCAUCGGGUGAGUUUGCAGAUGGAACCUAUCAGUUCAAUAGUCAGGGUGAGAUGAACAAGCCUUUCGACGGAUGGCUGCGCUUGGCAGAGGUCCAGGCGGCCGGCGACGUUGAAGUGCUUGACCAGCAUGCUGGAGCCAUCUUGACCGAUUGGGACAUGGAUGUCGAGCUGGGCACUUUGAGGUAUCAAUUCUCGAAAAGCGGCUUGCAAAACGUUCCGCUCCUGCACUUCGGCUAUGCCCACCAUGAGAAGAUGCUCACCGGUGUCUCACAACAGGUCUCUACCCUGACGCCCAUGCGGCCACCGACCAAAGGUCAGAUGGUGGGUGUUCUGGGUGAUUCCUGGGUCUUGGACAUCGACACCACCGAGGUGCUUCAGCUGGGGUUCCUGCCAGCGAACGAACCUGCCACAGAGUACGUGGACUACUUGGCCGAAAAGGCCCUGGGAACUUCCCAGUGGUUCCUGGAUUCGGACCACUGGAAACUGGCAAUGUUCCGUGGGAGCUACUAUUUCAGCGGGAAGGGCUUCCAGAAGGUCGCGUACGUUUGCCUCCUUCUGGAGAAGUUCUACGGCACCAGCCAUGGCGAGACACAGGCGUGUGCGGAGAUCCUGGCCAAAGGAUUCCGUUGCCUCUACGACCGCAGCCUUCUGGGAUGCGAUGGUGCUCCGAUUGGCGCCUACUACGAUGACUCCUGGGGAGGAGUUGCCAGCCGGGAGGGCUACGGAGAGCUCGGUUGCCGCAAUGCGGAUUUUGGAAACGCAUGCUACAAUGACCACCAUUACCACUUCGCCUACUACGUUGUCUCUGCCGCAAUCCUUGUCAAGCUGAAGCCAGAGUAUGCGACUUACGAGCCCUUCGUGUCCUUCGUGGAGACAUUGAUCCGGGACACCGCGAACCCAAGCCGGGAUGACACGUACUUUCCGACCUUCCGCGCUUUCGACUGGUUCGACCUGCACUCUUGGAGCCGUGGUGUCGUCCCAAGCGCUGACGGCAAAGAUCAGGAGUCCACUUCCGAAGAGCUGAACCUGUUGUAUGGAAUCAAACUCUGGGGCUCCGUCAUGGGGAAGCCUGUGCUGCGAGACCUUGGGGCGACCAUGCUUGCCCUCUGUGCCUUGACUGUGAGGGAGUUCUUCCUGAUGAAGUCAGACAACAUUCACCACCCAGCGGACUUUGUCACGAAUCAUGUGACCGGCAUCUUCUUCCAGAACAAGGUCGACUACGCUACAUGGUUCGGAUGGCGCUAUGAGUACAUCCAUGGCAUUCAGAUGCUUCCGCUGUCUCCGGCAUUGCUCCUUUCGCGCACGACAGAGUUCUGCACCCAGGAGUGGAACAACAUCCUGUCGCGGCUGGCUUUGCCGUCGACCGAUCCCUGGACGUCGAUCCUGCUCACGGGUACACUCGCGCUCGUGGAUCCGGCAGAUGCCUACUCCAGGCUCAUGGACAUUGACGACGCCUUCAUGGACGACGGCCUUACGAAGGUCUGGGCUCUCUACUGGACUGCCACGGCCGCAGCUGGAACGCCCCCUGGCACUACGACUGCUGGUGCCACCGUCUCGACCACGAACGCCGGGGGGUCCUCCACGUCCUUCUUGGCGCCGACAACGACCACGACUACGACGACUACAACGACCACAACGACUACAACGACAACGACCACAACCACAACUACCACAACAACGACAACUGCAGGGCCUUCCACGAACCCGGGCAUUCCGGAAGUCAACUUGGCCCUGGAGCGGCGCACAGAAGCUUCCAGCGAAGCGCCAACUUUCACCUCCCAGUGGGCCGUGGACGGCUUGUUUGCCACGCGGUGGAGCCCGGCAGAAGAGGAUGUGGCUCCAUGGAUAGCGGUCGAGCUGGAUGGCAUCUACCAGCUGUCCCACAUUGUCGUUGUGUGGCUUCAGUUCUACCCCGCCACCUAUGAGAUCCAAACCAAGGGCAGCGGGGACACCUGGGUGACCCUGGCCACGGAAGUGGGCCGCGCCGGUGCGGUGAAGACCGACUUGCAAGGCUCCGUCAGCUGGCUGCGCUUGCUUUGCCACGGCGGAGAGGAGCUUCGCGUCUUCGAGUUCCAGGUCUACGGUACGCUGGACACGGCGACGACCACCACGGAGCUGGUUGAGACAGGCACGUCCACCACGACAACCACGCCUUUCGACGGCCUGAACCUCGCUCAGGGCAAGCCAGUGCUUGCUUCCUCCUUCCGUUCGCCUACGGAGCAUGCCUACCGCGCAGUUGACGGCAUGCUUGAGACGCACUGGGCCUCCGCCCUUGCGCCGGAGCAGUGGAUCUGGGUGGACCUGCUGGGUGCAUACGAUCUCACCUCGGUGCUGGUUCUGUGGGGCUCGGACUUUCCAGGCCAAUAUUCCAUCCAGACGGCCCCCAAUGGCAUUGACUGGACGACAGCCGCUGUGGAGACGGGUAUGGCGGGUGCCGUCCGCACCACCUUUCCGGAGCAAGUCACAGGGCAGUGGAUCCGAAUCUUUUGCCACUCCAACACAGGUUGCGGCAGCAUCGACGAGCUGCGCAUCUUCGGGGCGGAUCCCAGCUUCCUCUCCACAACGGUCACCACGACGCAGCCAGGAGCUACAGCAAGCACGACGCCCAGCACCAGCGAAGGUGUCACGACGGAAGCUGCCACCACGAGCGCCGGUGCAGCGACAACAGGCUCUCGGCCCGCCGCUGUGAACCUGGCCCUGAACAAGCCGGCCCUCGCUUCGACAGGACUGUUUCAGACACGGGCUGUGGAUGGCUCGCUGACAACCCAGUGGUCAUCACUGCCCGGAGACCAGACCCCGUGGCUUUGGGUGGACCUUCGCGGACGCCAUGAUGUCUCCGAAGUGGUGAUCUCGUGGGCAUCAGAGUUUCCUGCAGAGUUCCGCCUGGAGGCUGGGUACAGUGCGGCCCAUUGGACACCUGUGAUCACAGCAGCAGGGCAGGCCAACAGCGAGGUACGCGUGGUCUUCAACCCGGUGAACUUGCAGUUCCUGCGCGUUCUUUGUACGGACCUGGGCUCUUCGAGCGGCUGCAGCAUUCGGGAGCUCGAGGUGUUUAACUCCGGCCCACCGGAGACCACAUCCACCUCCAGCACGACGCAGAGCACGAGUGUCGCAACAACUGGAUCCUCCGUCACUUCCGUCACAGUGGAAGCCACAACCGGUACCACCACCACCACGACUCCCAAUUCCACGGAUCCUGGUUCUGAGAACACUUCGACAUCGACGAUUACCAUCACCACCACGCUUGCUCCGAAUGUUGCUGAGAGGAAGCCCAUCCGUGCCUCGUCUCAGCGGUCGCCCACGGAGUACGCCGCACGUGCGAACGACGGCGACGAGGGCACGCGCUGGGCAUCCGGGGGAGGCCAAACGGAGUGGAUCCUGAUCGACCUCCUGGGCAAAUAUGUGUUGCACGGGGGAGUCAUCCUGUGGGGGGAUGCCGUGCCGACCAGCUACGGCCUCGAGGUCAGUUCUGACGGCGUGAACUGGGCACCGGUGUUUGAUGAGAUGGAGCCGUCAGUGGACUACCGCAACUACCACAGCCUGCCCAGCAUCAUCGGGCAGUGGCUGAAGGUGACAUGCCACAACGAAGGCACUGCCGGAUGCAGCAUGAAGGAAGUUUUCGUGCACGGCAUCCCGGCAGCGGACGUGAGCCUGGCCGAGCUCGAGGAGCUGGCGCAGAGGAACCUCGAGCUCAACCCACUCACGAAACAAAGCUCAGGCAUUUUCCUCUUCAGAUUCUCGUCCCCCGUCGUCAACAUUUUCUUCGUUGUAGCCCUCGGCUCAUCGCGCAAGAUGGCCUUUGAAGAGAGGUGUCUUCAGGAGCUGCCCCUUGUUGCAGCACUGAUGAGGGCCUACAUUCCCUCUGCCGCCUCGGUUCUGUUCGCAGCUCUCCAGGCGCGGCUGCUCGCUGCCUUCAGACGCGAGGCGCACCAGAAGUCCGACGAUGAAUUUCUGUGCAAAGUCCGCGGACACCGGGGUUUUGGGGCCGGGGAAUUGCGAGCGACAGGGAAUCGGCAAUGUCACGCCGGAGGCACUUGCAGUGACGGUGUUCUGUGA
This is a messenger RNA of Symbiodinium sp. CCMP2592, 4323 nucleotides long. The record is from the annotation of a GenBank genome assembly. Lineage: Eukaryota; Dinophyceae; Suessiales; Symbiodiniaceae.